Puccinia graminis f. sp. tritici CRL 75-36-700-3 is the source of this 786-nucleotide messenger RNA. RefSeq lists its product as uncharacterized. The transcript is spliced from 3 exons. The coding region runs from base 41 to 568 and encodes 175 amino acids. Lineage: Eukaryota; Fungi; Basidiomycota; Pucciniomycetes; Pucciniales; Pucciniaceae. The record is from RefSeq and is a predicted model, not a curated record.
CUAAUUUCUACCUAAAGAACUCUGUACAAUACUUCCCAAAAUGACUCGAAUCCGACUGACCUUGAUCUUAGGCUUGGUUCUUUGCCACUCAAAAUUGACGAUCACUAUGACUAAUGAAGCGACUUCAUCAUUAAUUCAAGCUCCGGCUCAUGACAUGGAUUUCAAGAUGUUCGAAAACCUUGAUGACAUAGCUGAUUGCAAUCUGUUAGUCCCUUCAAACAAGCCACGUCUUUCAGAUGAACAUACGCAUUCUAUAAACCUAGAUUUGGAUAACCCCAACUCGAAUGAGUUCAUUGAAGGCUAUUCUUCUGGCGUUUAUGAUGGUUCAACAAGCUCCAAAUCAGAUUCAUCCUCCAGCUAUAGUGUUGGCAGUGCAUUUACGGACAAAGAUUCGCAUGAUGCGGUCAAUUCUUAUCGACAAAUCCCACUGCCUUUGCUCAAAGAAGAAGGCGGACAGCCUCAAGGAUCGAUAGUAGAUCAUCAAGCUGGGUUUGAAUCCCUGCCAACCGCGAAGCCCAAGCCGAGUUCCCAGAGGCAGACAGGUGAGUUUGAAGGCCACUCAAACUAACUUGGAAACGUUACUGCUAGCGCUAUUUGUUGGAAUUCUACAGCCGUGGUGUCUUUCCUUUCUCUCCCUUUCACAUCCUUGUCACUCCUUUCCACAUCUGUCACUCACUUCUUUCCUGCUCCAGAUGAAUAUGCUUCUGUCACCUUCUGUCCCACAUCUCAGCCCACUUGUGUAUGUAGAUAAAUAAUCAUGCUCCUGAGUUAGAAAUUGAAAGCAUC